GAAAACCAUUUAAAAAUUUGUCCAAUUGAAGGUGGACGAGUUCUUUACUGCUUUUGGGGUAAAAAGAGCUUAACAAAAUCAAAAAGGGAGUUGGGACCGUGGAGGGAAACUGGCGGGCAUACCAUCUGCUACGAAUUGAUAGAACACCGAUUCCCAUUUUCUGCAUGCAUCUAUGAAGUGGGUUUCCUUAUAAAUUCGUAUCUGACGUGGGUUCCGUUAGGAUUACGAGAAGAGGGAGGAGGGUUUUGGUGGUUCUGGGUUUUGGGUUUUGGGUCUGGUCUCUUUGUGAUUCUACUACUAAGUGAGCGUCUGAGGCCAUGAGGAAGAAGCUGGACACUCGUUUUCCUGCAGGCCGGAUAAAAAGGAUAAUGCAAGCUGAUGAGGAUGUUGGAAAGAUUGCGAUGGCUGUACCUCUUCUUGUCUCUAAAGCGUUGGAACUAUUUCUGCAAGAUCUGUGUGAUCAGACAUAUGAGAUAACCCUCCAACGUGGUGUAAAGACCUUGACUUCUCUGCAUUUAAAGCAAUGCAUACAGAGCUUUAAUGUUUUUGAUUUCCUAAGGGAAAUUGUCAGUAAGGUUCCUGAUUUAAGUGGCUAUGAUGCUGUUGGUGAGGAUCGUUCUAUUGUGAAAAGAAGGAAAGUUGCCGGGGAUGAAGAAAAUGAAAAUGAUGAUGAGUCCAAGAGGGGUAGGAUGCAUGAGACUGGCCAAACCACUGGCGGUGGCCGAGCAAGAGGAAGAGGAAGAGGCAGAGGUCGUGUGCGAGGAAGUAGAAUUCUAGAAAAGUAUGAAGAUGAUCCAGACAUUUCUGUGCGCAAUGGUGCCGAGCACAACCAAAGCACUGGAGGCCUGGAUAAUUUGGCCAAGACUGGAGGAUCAAGGGAGAUUAUAUUGUCCGGUAAUGUUGUAGACACACAAGUUCGGAACUUUGACCUGAAUGUGGACUUGGAUGACAAUGGUGAGACAACAGCAGCACCAGCGGCUGCCCCUGCUGGCUCAUCAUUAAAGCCUACCCCGGAAACAAAGCAUGAGGAGCGCCCUGCUUGGUCCCUCCCUGACAUGGAGAGUAUGGCCAUUGAUCCCAUUCAACUUGCCAACUUGGACAGGGGGAUAAAUGAUGAUGAAGAUUAUGAUGAGGAAUGGUAACUGAUAGCAGUCCUGGUUGUUUUUGUUGUUUCUUACAUCAGUGGCAGUGGUAGUUUUUAAUACUCUUUUAUUUGGGGUAGAUGUUAAGCCAAUGGGUUGCGGAUGGUGGUUAGCUUGGAAAAACAUGUAGGUAGGUAGGAAACUGGGAAGGCUAAAAAGGGUUUUUUCUCCCUUUUGGCUUCUCAAGAAAAGUCUGUACCAUAUGUUUGCAUACCAUCCAUUAGGUUACUAACAUCAGUAGCAGUAUAUAUUGAUUCCUGUUAAUUUUGAAAUCCUUGGAUUAUGUAACUGACCAAAUUUAAUUUAGAAUUUCCUCUC
Messenger RNA from Malania oleifera, 1460 nucleotides. RefSeq lists its product as uncharacterized. Gene Ontology annotation, cellular component: nucleus. NCBI's taxonomy places the organism in Eukaryota, Viridiplantae, Streptophyta, Magnoliopsida, Santalales, Ximeniaceae. The record is from RefSeq and is a predicted model, not a curated record. Gene Ontology annotation, biological process: regulation of DNA-templated transcription. The coding region runs from base 318 to 1142 and encodes 274 amino acids. Gene Ontology annotation, molecular function: protein heterodimerization activity. The transcript has 6 exons.